CCCCAGUCUGUGGACCCUCGUGGACAUCAGCCCCCCCUGACACAGACAGCAGAUAAGAUCGAUGCAGUAAGUCAACCAUGUAAACUUUUCGCAUUCCCAGGACUGACCAUGGCGCGUCAAGCAAGCGCCCUGGUGACCUCCAAAUGGCUCGCCGACGCUUUCAGGGCUCAACGAAAAAUGCGCAUCCUGGACACGUCUUGGUAUUUGCCCAAACUGAAGCGAAAUCCCAAGAGUGAGUUCAAGAGGAGACACAUCCCGGGCGCAGCUUUUUUCGACUUAGACCAGUGCUGCGACAGAAGCUCUCCUCUGGAUCACAUGCUGCCCUCGGAGGAGCUUUUUGCUGACUAUGUCGGGAGGUUGGGGAUAGACAACGACACCCAGGUCGUGCUGUACGACUGUAGCGAGUUCGGUGCGUUCUCGGCCCCCCGUGUGUGGUGGAUGUUUCGGGUGUUCGGCCACGGCGCCGUGUCUCUGCUGGAUGGAGGUUUUAAAAACUGGGAGCUGGAGGGUCGACCGGUCACUGAGCAGUACACCAAACCCUCUUCUGCUGAGUUCUGCGCCUCUCUGAACCGCGCGUGGGUGAAGACCUACCAGGACAUCCUGGACAACCUGCAUACCAAGAAGUUCCAGGUGGUGGAUGCCAGACCUGCAGGCAGGUUCAGAGGUCUGGACCCUGAACCAAGACGCAACACAGAGCCAGGCCACAUCCCAGGCUCCAUCAGCCUUCCAUUCCACUUGUUCCUGGCGCCUUCGGGUCACUUCCUCCCUAAGCAGCAACUGGCGGAUCUGUUCUCUCGUGCCGGCGUGGAUCUCCGUCGCCCCAUUUGUGUUUUGUGCGGUUCUGCCGUGACCACGGGCCACGUGGCUCUCGCGGCUCAUGAAAGCGGACAUCCGGGUGUGUGGGUGUACGACGGCGGCUGGUCGGAGUGGUACACCCGCGCAGUUCCUGAAAAUGUCAUAUCGGAGGGAAAAGGGAAGCACUUGUUGUUGUUUUAGGACAACGGACUUCAGAACUGGACCAACGGGAUCACACAAGUCAAUUUGGGGAUUGUUUGUCGUUUCACGCUAAGAAGUUGUGGAUUAAACUGAAAAACUUACUUUGAUGAAAAUUGUUUUUGGUGUUUUAACAUGUUUUUGUUGCAUUCUUCUGAUGAUAAAGGACAUAUAUAAAAAAAUGGAGCUCAUAUAAUUGCAGUUCAGAGUAUAAUGAUUAUGAAUCAGGAGCAAUACUCCAAGAUCUCAGGGAGAGGAAGGGGGGCGGGAUUGCUCUGCGGCAGCAGUCCCGCCCACAACUCAGAGGUGAAUUUCUAAUGAACUACUACUGCUCUGCAGAAACUAUGUCCUAGAAAACUAAAUUUUUUUUUUUUUAAUUUAGAUAAAAAAUAACAUAAUGAAAAGAUCAACACUUUUCCAAUGGAUCAAAAGAUUAUCAGAGUGGAACUUGAAGUCACAACAAUGCAUAAUGAAAAGGAUAAUAUUCACUCUUUUUAGAAGCUGAAAAAUAAACUUUUAAUUAACUCUAAGGCUCUACUUACACUACAGGUCUUAGUUUUUCUCAACCAAACAAAACAGGUUUUGGAGAGGAAACUUAAAGUGUUAUGUAGUUAAACUGUGUCAAAACCCAAAGCAAAGAGCUGAUGUUUCUAAAUCGAUGUAUUUCAAAAGUUUGGUAGCCCUAUUAUUUUAAAAUGUCCAAGCUGUGCUGCUCAUAAACCAAAACAAAAAAA
Molecule: messenger RNA, 1727 nt
Organism: Oryzias melastigma (Indian medaka)
Lineage: Eukaryota; Metazoa; Chordata; Actinopteri; Beloniformes; Adrianichthyidae
Product: 3-mercaptopyruvate sulfurtransferase
Exons: 3
Coding region: 109-996 (295 amino acids)
Biological process (GO): transsulfuration
Cellular component (GO): mitochondrion
Molecular function (GO): thiosulfate-cyanide sulfurtransferase activity
Source: RefSeq, a predicted model, not a curated record